Molecule: messenger RNA, 809 nt
Organism: Aplosporella prunicola CBS 121167
Lineage: Eukaryota; Fungi; Ascomycota; Dothideomycetes; Botryosphaeriales; Aplosporellaceae
Exons: 4
Coding region: 35-484 (149 amino acids)
Biological process (GO): translation
Cellular component (GO): cytosolic large ribosomal subunit; ribosome
Molecular function (GO): structural constituent of ribosome
Source: RefSeq, a predicted model, not a curated record
CUCAGGACAACCUCGACAACUAACAGCAGUCACCAUGCCUACCAGACUCAGCAACACGAGGAAGCACCGCGGCCAUGUCUCCGCCGGUCACGGUCGUAUCGGAAAGCACAGGAAGCACCCGGGUGGUCGUGGUAUGGCCGGUGGUCAGCACCACCACCGCACCAACGUCGACAAGUACCACCCCGGUUACUUCGGUAAGGUUGGUAUGAGGUACUUCCACAAGACCCAGCAGCAGUUCUGGAAGCCCGUCGUCAACCUCGACAAGCUCUGGUCCCUCGUCCCCUCCGAGCAGCGCGAGCAGUACCUUGCCGCCAAGUCCGCGGACAAGGCUCCCGUCCUCGACCUCACCACCCUCGGCUACUCCAAGGUUCUUGGCAAGGGCCGCAUCCCCGAGGUGCCCAUCAUCGUCCGCGCCCGCUACGUCUCCAAGGAGGCCGAGCGCAAGAUCAAGGAGGCCGGUGGUGUUGUCCAGCUCACCGCUUAGACGAUGACAACAAAAUCCACAAAGACCGCUCCGGUGUUGGGAAUCUGAAAAAUGGAACUUCAAAAUCGAUACCACUAUGGGCAUGGCACGGGUAUAGGGUCCGCUUAGCCGCGUUUGACUCUUGCAGCGUGGUGGCUGAGGAAUGGCUUCGUUACGAUCAUAGAAUGAGAAUACGACCAUUCCUGAACAAACCAGUUUGAGGACGCCCUGUCAGUAAGUGGGUUCCCGCGGUCCGAGGGACGCUCUCGAGGAUGUUCUUUUCCUUGAUGCUGCUUCGGCGGCUUCGGAGCUCUGACGAUCGCAGGCGCCCGCUGGUUGGUAGAGG